Molecule: messenger RNA, 1759 nt
Organism: Gryllus bimaculatus (two-spotted cricket)
Lineage: Eukaryota; Metazoa; Arthropoda; Insecta; Orthoptera; Gryllidae
Source: the annotation of a GenBank genome assembly
AUUGACAGGGCUAUUAUAUGAAAUCUGUAGCUCGUUUAUCGAAGCAAACUAUUUUUUGUUAGACGGAAGUAAAUACUUCUGGUUAUUAGAGUUCGUGAACAAAAUUUGUGGCUAUAAUUUAUUCUCGAUUCAACUAAUGUUAGAAAAGGAGUGGGGAGAUGUAUGCUGGGUCUCAAGAACACGUGCGCGUAUAAUAGCAACUAUAGAGAUGCGACGUACCCAAUGAUGACAUUUGAUUUUCCCAGAUUUAUAUAAUUUGCUCUGAUUGGCUGCAAGAUUUACAUACGUCAGAACGUUUUGCGGAACACUGAAGAAAAGAAACGGAACUGGAAUGAAUGUUACUAAAGUGUUCGUGUAUGGGACUUUGAAGCAAAAUGAACCGAAUCACUACUGGAUUCUCGACAAAAGUGAAGGAUUUUCCAGAUUUAUUUGCAAAGCACAAACCGUUGAAAAAUAUCCAUUAAUUAUUGCUUCAAGAUACAAUAUUCCUUUCUUGCUGGAUGUGCCCGGCCAGGGACAUCACGUGAUCGGAGAAGUAUAUGAGGUUGAUGAAUCUAUGUUGAAACAUCUCGACGUGUUAGAAGAACACCCAGACUUCUAUGUCCGAGAAAUAAGAGAAGUACAGUCGGAAAAUAAAAGAAUAGAUGCUUGGGUGUAUUUCAUAAAAAAAUUUAGACCAAAUCUUUUGAAUGAACCAUUUUUAGAAGAAUAUUCCUCUUAUGGGUCUCAUGGAAAGCGAUACGGUGAGGGAGAGAACAGUCAUUCUUCUUAUGACGCUAAGAAGGAUAUUCAAGGCAUUGAAUGACAGGGCAAAUUGUUUAACAUUCUUAUUAUAAGUGAUUUAAAUAAAUAAAAUGUAAAAAAGUGCAUUUUUGGUAAUUGUGACACAUGAAGGUGAACAUUUUUUAUAUUAUUGAAAAUAAGCCUCCUUUAUUACCGAGAAUUAAAUUCCCCCUUCAUUAAUAUGUUCUGCAGUCAUGUAAAAUGAAAUUAUAUUGAAAAUAAUUUGAGUGUUUAAAAUACAUUGAGUUUUGUACGGAACACAUCUAAUACUUUUCAGGGCAGCGCUUUAUUUAAAUAUUUUAUUUUCUUCUGUUAUUAGAUUCAAUUUAAUAAUCACUGUCCAAAGUUUCAAAAAAGGAAACAUUUUUUAUUGAACAUUUAUUCACACCAUGACUUGCUGAAGACAUUUCAUCUUGUGUGUUAUCUAGUGGUAAUUCUCUUUGCGAUCAGAUCCUAUUCUAAUGGAAUAUUUUCAUAUACUUUUUCUUAUAAAUUGUACAUCUUGAAUUUGGUUCAAUGUAGUUUUUGUACCUUCAACAUCUUCCUAAAUAAAAUUAAAACAUUUACAUAUUUAGUGUAAAAUUUAACUCUUUUUCUUGAUGACACAUCCUCUCAGGUCACUGCUUUUUGCUAGUUUCACUGGUAUGUGUACAGUUAUCAAUGAAGUAACAUCAGUUUUCAUGAAAUGUAUGCAAUGUAAAUAGUAAUAAAAUUCUUCUUACCAAAACCUUCAAUAUUCUUUCAAAUAUUCUCUGCCUCUUGUUUUAUUUAUUGCUAAGUAAUCUACUUUCUUAGAGCAUGUACUUCAUUGAUCGUGUGAAUAAUUUAAAAUGAAUUUUAUUAAGAUAUCCAUUUGAACAUAUUUUACCAUUCUGAAACGAAUACAACAGAAAUUAUAGUAUAAAACUUAUUAAAUGAAAACCUUAUUUUAUUAACCUUGAAACAACAAAAUUAUCAGUAACUUUAACUUUUCUCU